Liolophura sinensis is the source of this 2195-nucleotide messenger RNA. RefSeq names its product monocarboxylate transporter 12-like. The record is from RefSeq and is a predicted model, not a curated record. Gene Ontology annotation, biological process: monocarboxylic acid transport; transmembrane transport. The coding region runs from base 249 to 1838 and encodes 529 amino acids. Lineage: Eukaryota; Metazoa; Mollusca; Polyplacophora; Chitonida; Chitonidae. The transcript is spliced from 5 exons. Gene Ontology annotation, molecular function: monocarboxylic acid transmembrane transporter activity.
UUCAGUGUACUAUUUUUGUAGACUCAUCCGGGAGAGUUGUCUGAAAGAGAGAGAGAAAAAAAAGUAACAUGUUCCCACUUCGAACUCAAAAUAUAUUGUGCUGGAUGUGAGAAUGUUCCCUACCAUGUGUUAUGUCCAAGAUGUAGUUAGUGUGAAUUCAUCAUUUAGGUAUAUAUUGUUGUCAUAAUGAUUUUAAUCCCGUCCCCACGUGGCUGAUUAAAUCUUGCCCACAGUUCUAUGAAAAUGACAUGACUUGGAGGAGAGACCGUUUAUCUGAAAGCACAACCAUGGCGAGGGCAAGAGAUGGUCCACCCAUUGAUGGGGGGUGGGGAUGGAUAGUUGUUAUAGCCUCAGGCCUUUCGGGAUUCUGUAUGGUAGGAAUAGCAAAGUCCUUUGGCAUUAUAGCUGAUGAACUCAAGGUGUACUUCGGUGUCCCUCAGUAUAUGGUUGCCAUGGUAUUCGCAGUGUCAGCAAUUCUUUACACCUUCGCAGCACCAAUCUCUAUGAUACUGGGUGAGCGUUUUACACAGCGCAAGACUGUGAUGUUUGCAGGAGUGAUAGGCUGCCUGGGAAUGGCGCUCAGCAGCCUCUGUGUUGACAUCAUCUACGUUAUCUGCACUUUUGGAAUAUGUUUUGGUAUUGGCAAUGGAUUUCUUUAUGGCAACACUCUUGUAAUGGUAGGAAAGUACUUCAAGAAGCGACGGUCUUUGGCAAGUGGUCUGACCCUAGCUGGGAGCAGUGUCGGACAGUUCGCACUGCCACCCUUGAUACAGUACUUCAUCAACACUUACACUGUGAAAGGAGCAUUGCUCUUGUUGGGAGGAAUAUAUUUCCACGUGACAUUCUUUGGCGCGCUUUUAAGACCGCUGUCAUCAUACAGACCCCAGAAGAACGCCAAAGACGUUGAAUUAGCCAAUGGGGAAGUAGGAGAAAAUAGGACGUUGGAUUUGACGGUAACCAUCGAGCCGAGCGCUUGUGCCAAGGGCGUUAAUCGAGAGGAUCUUUGUUGUGGCGAGGUAAAGUCAGUUGAAAAGGAGAACAGCGCUGAUAAUAGUGACUGCGAAAAACUACAGUCAACAUCCCUUUUAGAAUUGCCCAUUAAUGACGCUGACACUCCAAACGGCCUGUCAAAACCUUGCUGCACUUCCGGUUGUACCAUUCCGAAAUUCCUAGACUUUUCAGUGCUGAAAAACAGAAAAUGUCUUCUGUAUUCUUUUGUUAUGUUUUUCAUGUUUUUCGGCUAUUUCAACUUCAUUAUAUUCUUGCCGAGCAUUGCCUUCACACGCGGUAUCGUUGAGUACCAGAAGGCGGCUCUGGUGUCCGUCGGUGGCGUGUCGGACUUGGUCGCCAGGAUCUUGUGUGGAUUCGUCUCAGACCUGAACAUUGUCCAACGGUACAAAAUCAUGAGCGUCUGUAGUGUGCUGGUCGGUGUCAACAUUCUCCUCUUCGCUUGGUCUCAGACAUUCUGGCAGAUGGCCGUACAAAGCGGUGCCUACGGCUUCUUUGGAGGGGGUUACAUCAUGCUGGUUCCGCUUGUCCUUAUUGACUUCGUGGGGCUGGACUUACUGCCUCGAGCUCUAGCGCCAGUUCUCUUCCUGCAAGGUUCUGGGGCAGCCGUUGGGCAGGUUUUUUUAGGCUGGAUCCGUGACAUCACUGGUGACUUCACAGCAGUUCUUAUGGUUUGUGGUAUCUGUAAUCUGAUUGGUGGGCUUUCAAUCCUGCUCUACCCACUGGUCAAGAAAUGGGAAGAGGAAAGAAUCAGCGAAAAGAAUAAAGAUUUGGCCAACCAUCCACCUUCUGACAAAGAAGCGACAUCGACGAAUCAGAUUGUUUCGUGAGUGAGUAUAGGAAGAGGUUUGCCAGUAUUUUAGGAAUGACUUUCGAGAGACCAAUGACGUCAUGUACUAGAAUUUUACCCCAGCCGGCAAGGUACAGGCAUUAAGCCUGGCGGUAGUUUGCGAAGAGUGGUCGUUUAUUCCUACCACAAACCUGGCAGCUGGCAUACAUGUAUAAAUGAGUACCGCGUUACACCUGUGAAAUAAUAUUUUGAUUCAUUUCAGUGGGAUGAAAUGAUACAAGGUGUAAAUACUUUAUAGUAAUGUGAUAUCGUAAUUUUGUUAUAUAAUACGUAGAACAUUUCAGUAUGAUUUUGGUUUCUUUUGGCUGCCUUACAAAUGCAUGUAGCAAUCUGUGUU